This is a messenger RNA of Perognathus longimembris pacificus (Pacific pocket mouse), 8241 nucleotides long. It is a transcript of the gene Sorbs1, whose product is annotated as sorbin and SH3 domain containing 1. Gene Ontology annotation, molecular function: protein binding. The record is from RefSeq and is a predicted model, not a curated record. The transcript has 31 exons. Lineage: Eukaryota; Metazoa; Chordata; Mammalia; Rodentia; Heteromyidae. Bases 237 to 5093 code for a protein of 1618 amino acids. Gene Ontology annotation, cellular component: cell-substrate junction; cytoplasm; nucleus. Gene Ontology annotation, biological process: cell-substrate adhesion.
GUCAGCGCCUAGUCCCAGAAAAACAGAGCGGGGCCAACGGCAGCGUGUAGUGGGAGCGGGGCAGGACGCGCGGAGCCCGCCUGCCGGCCCGCCGGGGACCCGUGAGGAAUUGACAUCCAUUGGAAGAAUUUGUGAAAGCCUUUGCCUAGAGCUCCAGGCCCAAUGCAUCUUCCUGCCACCUUAAACCACUGAGCAGUCCAGAGCCCCAGUUGUAGAAGACUUGUCCUGACACCACCAUGAGCUCUGAAUGUGAUGUUGGUACUUCUAAAGCUGUUGUGAAUGGCUUGGCAUCUAGCAGCAAUGGGCAAGACAAAGCAACUGCCGACCCUUUACGCACAUGCUCUAUUUCUGCUGUUAAAAUAAUUCCUGUGAAGACAGUGAAAUACACUUCAGGCCUGGUACUCCCUUCAGACAUGGAUCCUACAAAAAUCUGCACUGGGAAAGGAGCGGUGACUCUUCGGGCCUCUUCUUCCUACAGAGAAAUCCCAAGCAGUAGUCCUGCAAGCCCUCCAGAAACUCCACAAACUGAAAGCAAGCAAGACGAGUGGAGGCUUUCUUCCAAUGCUGAUGCCAAUGGGAAUGCCCAACCUUCUUCACUUGCUGCCAAGGGCUACAGAAGUGUGCAUCCCGGCCUUUCUGCUGACAAGCCUAAGGCUUCCAGUCCUCUAUUAAAUGAAGUUUCUUCCUCCCCCAUUGGAACUGAUUCCCAAGCCUUUCCACCAACUAGCAAGCCAUCAUCCGCCUACCCCUCCACCACAAUUGUCAACCCCACCAUUGUGCUCUUACAGCACAAUCGAGAACAGCAGAAACGACUGAGUAGUCUUUCAGAUCCUGUCUCAGAGAGAAGAUUGGGUGAGCAGGACACAGUACCAACCCAGGAAAAACCCACCUCACCCAGCAAGGCUGCUGAAAAACGAGCGAAGGAUGAUAACAGGCGGGUGGUGAAGAGUGCACAGGAUCUCAGCGAUGUGUCCAUGGAUGAAGUGGGCAUCCCACUGCGGAAUACCGAGAGAUCAAAAGACUGGUACAAGACGAUGUUUAAACAGAUCCACAAAUUAAACAGAGAUGAUGAUUCAGAUCUGUACUCUCCUCGAUAUUCCUUUUCUGAAGAUGCAAAAUCUCCCCUUUCUGUGCCUCGCUCAAAAAGCGAGAUGAGCUACAUUGAUGGUGAGAAGGUGGUUAAGAGGUCGGCCACACUUCCCCUCCCAGCCCGCUCUUCCUCACUCAAGUCAAGUCCAGAGAGAAAUGACUGGGAGCCCCCAGAUAAGAAAGUGGAUACAAGAAAAUACCGUGCAGAGCCCAGGAGUAUUUACGAAUAUCAGCCUGGCAAGUCUUCAGUUCUGAACAACGAAAAGAUGAGUCGGGAUAUAAGCCCAGAAGAGAUAGAUUUAAAGAAUGAACCUUGGUAUAAGUUCUUUUCGGAAUUGGAGUUUGGGAAACCGCCUCCCAAAAAGAUAUGGGAUUAUACUCCUGGAGACUGCUCUAUCCUUCCUAGAGAGGAUAGAAAGACUAAUCUAGAAAAAGAUCUCAACCUAUGCCAAACAGAGUUAGAGGCAGAUUUAGAAAAAAUGGAGACGAUUAAUCCUCCCAGUGCCAGCCCACCACAGAGCUCAGCAGUCAGCCCCAUGGCAGACAUUUCUUCAGAGCCGCCUGGAUAUGUAUAUUCUUCCAACUUCCACGCAGUGAAGAGGGAAUCAGAUGGGGCUCCUGGGGAUCUCUCUAGCUUGGAGAAUGAGAGGCAGAUUUAUAAAAGUGUCUUGGAAGGUGGUGACAUCCCUCUUCAGGGCCUGAGUGGGCUCAAGAGACCCUCCAGCUCAGCUUCAACUAAAGUGGAUCGUAAAGGUGGGAAUGCUCACAUGAUUUCUUCAUCUUCAGUUCAUAGCCGAACGUUUCAUACUAGCGCAUUAGGCCCUGGUUGUAAACACAAGAAACCCCUGUCGGCUGCAAAAGCCUGCAUUUCUGAGAUUCUUCCUUCCAAAUUCAAACCCAGGCUCUCUGCUCCCAGCACUCUUUUGCAGGAACAGAAGAGUGUCCUGUUGCCCUCCGAGAAGGCGCAGAGUUGUGAGAACCUUUGCGUUUCUUUGACUGAUUCCAAAAGAGGCCUCCCCCUGCAGGUGGGGGGAAGCAUUGAGAACCUGCUCAUGCGCUCCCGGCGGGAUUAUGACACCAAGUCCAGCAGCACCAUGAGCCUCCAGGAGUACAGCACCAGUACCCGGAGGCACUGCCCCCUCUCCAAAAAGCCCGGGCUGCACUUCACUAUGUUCUACCGGGACAUGCAUCAGAUCAACCGAGCCGGCCUCUCCCUGGGAUCCAUCUCCUCCUCAAGUGUGCGAGAUCUUGCCUCCCACUUUGAAAGAAGCAACCUGGCAUUGGCCAGGGGUGAGCUGGGAUCCAGCCAGGAGGGCUCAGAGCACAUUCCCAAGCACACUGUCUCGUCCCGCAUCACUGCCUUCGAGCAACUCAUUCAGCGGUCCAGAUCCAUGCCGUCCUUGGACCUGUCGGGCAGGCUGAGCAAGUCCCCUACCCCUGUGCUGUCUCGCAGUGGCCUGAUCUCAGCCCGCUCCGCAGAGUCCCUCCUAGAGUCAACCAAACUCCGGCCAAGGGAGAUAGAUGGGAUGACCUCAGGAAGGGCCUAUGCCUCCCCGACAUGUAGCAAUAUGGCCGACCACCCCUUGGGCUUCAGAGGCCUCGUGCCUUCUGAGCCCCUCUCCACCUGCUCGGAUGAGCUGGACCACUGUUCAAACGUCUCCAGUGACAGCAGAGAGGGUAGCAGUGGCAGCGUUCAUGGAGACUUCCCCAAACAUCGCCUCAACAAGUGCAAGGGCACUUGCCCUGCCUCGUACACCCGCUUCACCACCAUCCGGAAGCACGAGCAGCAGCAGUCCUCCAGACAGCCUGACUGGCGUCCGGAUUCCAAGGGUGACAAGAGCAGCCUCCUCAGGAACAUCUACCUGAUGAGCCCCCUCCCUUUUCGAUUGAAAAAGCCCCUCCAGCAUCACCCCAGACAGUCUUCCCCUAGUGACUCCUCCUCAGGACUCUCAGUGGGCCAGAAGCCAGAGCUCUCCAGUCAGCCCUAUCAGGACCAGACUUCUCCUGGAGGGAAGCCCCUGGUGCCCUCUCGCCUGUCUUCCCGGCAUGCGAUGGCCAGGCUUAGCCGCAGCUCAGAGCCCCCUCAGGAGACACCUGUGGGAGUCUUGGAGGACUGCCCAAGAGCAGUUAAUAAUGGGAACUCAGUGCCGUACUCAGACCAUGACCUGGACAGGAACAACAACCCACAAAGUGAACUGGCACCAUCCCAUGGAGAUUCAGAAUCACCACGACAUUUUGUACCAGCUGAUUACUUGGAAUCAACAGAAGAAUUUAUCCGAAGACGUCACGAUGAUAAGGAGAAACUUUUAGCGGACCAGAGACGACUUAAGCGUGAGCAAGAAGAGGCCGAUAUUGCAGCUCGACGCCACACGGGCGUCAUCCCGACGCACCAUCAGUUUAUCACUAAUGAGCGCUUUGGGGACCUUCUCAAUAUAGACGAUACUGCGAAAAGGAAAUCUGGGUCAGAGAUGAGACCUGCCAGAGCCAAAUUUGACUUUAAAGCUCAGACAUUAAAGGAGCUUCCUCUGCAGAAGGGAGACAUUGUUUACAUUUAUAAGCAGAUCGAUCAGAACUGGUACGAAGGUGAACACCAUGGCCGGGUGGGAAUCUUCCCACGCACCUACAUUGAGCUACUUCCUCCUGCUGAAAAGGCUCAGCCCAAAAAGUUGACGCCAGUACAGGUGUUGGAAUAUGGAGAAGCCAUUGCUAAGUUUAACUUUAAUGGUGAUACUCAAGUAGAAAUGUCUUUCAGAAAGGGUGAGAGGAUCACACUGCUUCGACAGGUGGAUGAGAAUUGGUACGAAGGGAGGAUUCCAGGAACAUCCCGCCAAGGCAUCUUCCCCAUUACCUAUGUGGAUGUGCUCAAGAGGCCACUGGUGAAAAACCCUGUGGAUUACAUCGACCUGCCUUAUUCUUCCUCCCCAAGUCGCAGUGCCACCUCGAGCCCACAGUGUCCUAGUCACAGCAAGCUCAUGCCAGCCCCCUCAUCUCUACCCAAUCCCCGCCGAGCUCUCUCCCCCGAGAUGCAUGCCAUCACCUCUGAGUGGAUCUCGCUGACUGUAGGGGUCCCAAGCAGGCGUUCUUUGGCCCUGACUCCACCCUUGCCUCCUCUGCCUGAGACUUCUGUCUAUGACAUGGACUAUUUCUCCUUGCCAUCAAGGGCUCGUCCCUCCCUGCCCCUCAGUCUCCCCUAUUCAAGUUGGUCAGAUCGGUCUAAUCCCCGCUCAGUGGUUUCCCCAUUAGCCCUGCCUCCACCCCACAAAGCCUACUCCCUGGCACCUAGUACCCAGGCCCCUCUUCACAUCAAUGGAGAUGGUGGGAUCCACCCUCAUCAAGACGGCUUCUCCCAGCCACUGCUUGGGAGCCCUGAUAGGGUCAUCUCGGAGCUUAGUGAUGCCUUUAGCAACCAGAGCAAGAGGCAGUGCUGGCAAGAAGAGAAUGGACAAUAUGAGAGGAAAACAGAGAGUGAGGCAGGUGAGAGAUGCCCUGGUGGAUCCAAGAUCUCUAAGAAGAGCUGCUUGAAACCUUCAGACGUGGUCAGGUGCCUGAGUACUGAGCAGAGACUCCCAGAGCUCCAUGCCCCUGAGGAGAUCCAGCCCAGCAAGCCUCUGGGCAGCCCCUUUCCAGGAAGGGAGGCUGGGCCCACAGAGCUGCACAGAGGUGUGGAGGCUGAGAGGAAGGCCGCUCAGAGUGGUGUGAGUCAGCCUUCUCAUCAUUCAUUGAGAGCAGGACCUGAUCUCACAGAAUCUGAAAAGAGCUAUGUGCAACCUCAAGCCCAGCAGCGAAGAGUCGCCCCAGACAGGAGUCAAACCUCACAAGAUUUAUUUAGCUACCAAGCAUUAUAUAGCUAUAUACCGCAGAAUGAUGAUGAGUUGGAACUCCGAGAUGGGGAUAUUGUUGAUGUCAUGGAAAAAUGUGACGAUGGAUGGUUUGUCGGUACUUCAAGAAGAACAAGGCAGUUUGGUACCUUUCCCGGCAACUAUGUAAAACCUUUAUAUCUAUAAGAAGACUGACCAUAGAGAUUAUUUUUAUUGAGGAUGAAGCCUAAUUCAUGAACUGGUCUUUAUUUAAAUGUUGAGUCAGUAGGAAAAUGAAAUGAAUGCAGUGGAUAAAGUUAAGAAGUAAAAAACAAAAAGGAACAGAGAAGUGUGAUGAUUAAAACUCAAGCCUGUCUGAGCUUACUGUGUAUCAGGGCUGAACCAUGUGCUGAGCAAAAUGAAUUGAGGCAAAUCAUAUUUACUUAGCUGCUUCUGGAGCUGCCCCUUGCCUUCCUCUCUGCCUCUUGGAUAAUAUGACGUGGAGUAGAGUCUAGGAGUGGAUUAGCCAGAAAUACUUCCUGCUUCCCAGCCUUACCCACUGUCAUCUUGGGGGGGGGGGGUUGGAGGAGGUGGUCCUUGAGCCUCGAACAACACUUAGGGAAACAAACAGGUAGAUCCCUAGCCAUGUUCCGGAGUCCCCAAGCCUGGGCACCCACAGACUGCCCCAGCCUCUAUCCCUAGCUGUCCUGGAGCCACUAAACUGAGACUGCCUUGCAGGGCUAAUCCCCCUUUGUCAUGGGACCUGCUGAGGUCCAGGUAAGGAAAUGGAAGCAAACCAGGCACCCUGGCAUUCAGCCUGCAUUGCCCUCACUGCCCACAUGAGGUUUGUGCUGAGAUUGGGGGUGCAGAUGGCCAAGGCCGAUAGGUUAGUAUUUCCAAGUGACUAAGUCAGGAAGCCCUGCAGCCUCAGAGGCCACUAGCAGCACUUAGCUUAUUCCUUUCCCCUAUUUCUCCAGCUUUAUAAACAGCUGUCUUCAGGGCAGGGCAGCUGCAUUUACCUGAGCCCUGUAGUUAGCUUUCUUUCUUUUCUGGCUGGGAAAGUUGGGUUGCUAGACCCAUUUUCACAGGAAUCCCAGAAUGGCAUCUGGAGUGUGUUUAACAUGCAGUGACAUGCUCUGGUUACUGGUCUACCCGUGAGGCCUGGGCUGAGAAGGAAUGCCAGGUCUCCAAUUUUAUCCCCCCAAGCCUCCGGAAGAGUUUGAGGAUCACUCAGAAUGUUACUUUAGCCCUCAGGGUUGUGGGUUUUCUUGCACCUGCAGAGGCUUUCCCAUGGUGUGGAUCAAUGGCCCUAGUGUACUCAGCAACUUUGCACAACCAGUAGUGACCAGAAGUCUGCCCUGUGUGGGUGCUGGGUCUGAGGAGGGAACCUCUGGGCCAUGUGGCUGCUUCGCCACUAUUCUGACCCAGUUGUGAUAAAAAUGUUUUUUGUUUUUGUUUUUUAAUCAGCUUCUUCUCUGUUAGACUUUUCAGUGACAUAGAAAUAGAAGUGCCCCUCUUUUCUGGAACUGGAAGUGGGUGGGGAGACAGAGGAAAAGAACUGACUGGGAAGAGAGACUGUGAUACGUGCUAAGGAAGGUGUGAGAGGAGAGUUGCCCCUGGAGGGUUCCUGGAAGGCAUCGUGGUAUCUCUGUCUUCAUACCUCCCUUCUGAAGGAGGCUAGAUAUUGAGAGGACUUUGGUCUAUGGGUCAUUCUGGCUGGAAACACCAGGGACUUUUCUGGAAGUCUCCAAACUCUUAUCCUCCCCACAAGCCCAGGUCCAAGGUGACAAAGAGGAGUACCCCAGGACUACUGUCCCAAAGUCUGGAAUCUUUGACAAGUAGAUAAAACUUGUCUUUAGUACCUCUGCCUAAAUGGCUGUCCCACCAGCUUCCCACCACCGGCCAAUCAGCCUCCAUACCCUCACUUUCUCCCUAACCUUUCAAAGAAGAAAAAAACUACCACGGACUAAUUCACACUGAAAUGCAAUUGGCUGAUAAGAGGAACAAGUUGUCUCUUCUCUAGAGACAUUUGUUUGGAACUAGGACAGAUGGGAGCCUUAAUCCCAUAGGAAAAGUGUGUGUGUUUGUGGAACUUCAGGAGCAGAGGGCUUUGUGGUAGAACAGAGCUGCUUGGUUUUUCUCUAGGACCCCCAUGACUGUGUGACCUGUAUCUUUGGAAGCUCUGCUCCUCCAGCCAGGGCCUGAUGGUUUUACUUUUGCCUCUGAAGGAACAUAAUAAAAAUGCAUAUGCGCAUGCAUUUUACCCAGCAGUGCUCUCCCCGAUUGGAAUGUAACCCUUAUAUUGGCUGAUGUGUUUCUUGGUCUUUUCUUAAAUACACACCAUUAACAAUGCAAUCUUAUUUAACUUUUUUGGAGGGGUGCUUCUUGAUUACUAGGUAAUUUUGAGCACCUCUAAAUACAGCUAGAAAGUAAAACCAACUUGUAAAGCCACCUUUGCAUCUGAUGCCAGCCUCAUGCAGUGUCUAUCUCCCCAAAUACAGGGGUUGCCUCGCCAACUUGCCCUUCUUCAAUGAAAUCCUAUGUUAACCUUCACAUCUCUGCAGCUUCCUAUGACUGUGUGACAAACAGGGAGCCCAAGUUCCCACUUACUCUUUUGUCUUCAGACAUUUAGUAACAUAAAUUGCCUAUUUUUUAUGCUGAGAUGUUUAUACAGGUUUAUUAACUACCUGGCGCCAUGCCUUGCAACAGGUUUUGAUAAAUUAGCCAUGCUUCCAGGUAAAGGCUAGCCCACAACUACAUAUCUUUUGCAGUCACUCUGGGAUCAGUAAAAGGAAAAAAAAAAAUCAUAUGCUUGAGAACUGGGAGUGUAAAUAUGUAUAUUUUUAACUUUGUAUAGUCCAUGUACCUACCUUGUAUAGAAAAAGAAUUUUAAAAAUUUGAAUGGGAGGGAGUAAAAUAAGGGAAUCAUGGAGGGUUUUUUGCAUUUUUAUUUAAAUGAAGGAAUUUCAAAGUAUUCACGUUUAUCACAAAAUUUGCCAUUGGAAACUGUUAACAUUUACCAUAAUUCUUCUGGAAAGAGAAGGUAACUAUUAUCUCAGUUGCAGUUUAAAAAAAUUUUUCUUUUUGCAGUUCUGCAGUAGAAUUAAAAUCCUGUUGCUGGAAUAGACUACUACCAAGAAAAAAAAUCAUAUUCUGAAAGAACUGACAUUACAUACAUAUAACCAAUUAAUUUAAGGCACUGCCAUUUAAAAUUUCACGCCGAGUGCAUGUAUUCUGCAGGCACAGAUUUUUCUGUUCAUUUAUUUUUAUUGCAGUGGAUUGAUUUGAUAAAUAGAUGUGUUGAAUUACUACCUUUGGUGUACAUAUAAUUUAAUAAACUUUAUUCAGAAUUGUG